AAAAGCGUGUAGUCCCCUGGCAAGUGUCAACAGUUGACGUUAUCAUCCAGUCCUCUCAACAGUUACGUAAAAUCUAUUUCUGUGUGUGGUGUGUAGUUUUCGUGAAAAAAUAAAGCAAAAUGAUUAAGAUUGCUCUGAUUGUAGCGUCCUUCGUCGCCGUGACGCUUGCCCGGCCAGAACCCCCAGCCGCUUAUGGAGUCCCCCAAUACGCCGCCCCUGCCGUUUUAGCCACCGAAUAUGGACCAGGACCCGCGGUUUCGUACGGUGGUCAAGUUUACAAGCACGUGUACGUUCACUCAGCCCCGGAUGAGGCCCCAGAACACACUCAGAGGACCAUUCGUGUCCCAGGCGGUGGAGAUAAGCACGUCAACAUCAUCUUCGUCAAGACUCCAUCUUCCUCAUCUCACCAACAGACUGAAGUCCUCCUCCCAGAACAGGAACAGCAAAAGACGGUUGUCUACGUCCUCGUGAAGAAGGGUCACAACACUGCCGAUGUCAAGAUUCGCCAACCGGCGUCCCCACUCCCACAAAAGCCAGAGGUUUUCUUCAUCCGAUACAAGGACCACCAAGCCGCCCCAGCCCCAGUUUACGGACCAGUUGCCGUCGCCGCCCCAGUCGCUGUUUCUGCCCCAGUUUAUGGCGUUCCUCAGCCACAAGGAUAUUAAGAACUUUGUUCUUCGACAUUGUUCUCUUCCAGCUAUUAUUUUUCAUGUUUCUUCACCCUUCAUUGCUCAAUGGGCCAGACAUAUAUUUCCUAAAACAAGAAGGAGCAAUUUUCUAAGUCAUUGUAAUCAAGUUGUAAAAUAUUUUCUAUCUUGAACUCUUUUUUAAUACUUUAGUACCUGCCGAAACGAAAGAAGGAAUGAGUGAAUGAUUAUUGUGAUGAUUGAUUUAUGUGUGCACUUUGCUCUAUUUGUUACUGCAUUGUGAAUCCAUUGUUUUUAUAAUAAAAGUUUUUAAUGGAAGUGUAAA
Molecule: messenger RNA, 972 nt
Organism: Folsomia candida
Lineage: Eukaryota; Metazoa; Arthropoda; Collembola; Entomobryomorpha; Isotomidae
Exons: 3
Coding region: 120-665 (181 amino acids)
Source: RefSeq, a predicted model, not a curated record